Periophthalmus magnuspinnatus is the source of this 759-nucleotide messenger RNA. It is a transcript of the gene spc24, whose product is annotated as SPC24 component of NDC80 kinetochore complex. The record is from RefSeq and is a predicted model, not a curated record. The transcript is spliced from 6 exons. The coding region runs from base 71 to 670 and encodes 199 amino acids. NCBI's taxonomy places the organism in Eukaryota, Metazoa, Chordata, Actinopteri, Gobiiformes, Gobiidae.
GCCGUAGAAGAAGAGAACGGGCGCGAUCAGGUAGUGCAUUUGAAUCAAGGCAAAAACAAAUAGAAGCGGAAUGGCACAAGGACACAAGUUUCAGGACCUGGAGGAGACCGGGGCAGCUCUGAUGGACUUUAUCAAUAGCAGUGAACUCCACAAACUCCGAGGGGUCAAAGAUGCUCAACACAUGCUGUACGACCGACACACAGAAACAAAGAAGACUGUUACACAGAUUCUAAUGGAUGUGGCUCAGAUCGAGGAGAGUGCCGGGCAGAGGUUGCUGGACAUGCAGGAGGAGCAGAAGAGAAGGGAGCAGGAUAGUAACAGUCUAGAGGAGCAGCUGAAACAGUGCACAGCCAAGAGCCAGAUUACAGACUCCGAACUACAGUUUCUACAGAAGGAGUUUGAUAACUUACUGAACAGUGAACAAGAGCUGGAAACUCUACAGAGUGAGGUGAAUGAGGACACCACAGAAGUGAUCCCUUCAUCUGUUUAUGUUGCAAAAUUGUACUACCUGAUAACCAAGAUCAAGUGGGAGUACGACACAGAGCCCCACAUUCUCAAAGGAGUGCACUAUGGGGCAGAGCUAGCGAGUCCCAUUCAUAUCGACAAGUCGAGCCAGUCUCCAGGAGAAGUGAGUGACCAUCUCUGGAGCUUUGUCAACUCUGAGUGGUAGAAGAGGUUCAACCAUUUUGUUUUACAUGCUUGUAAUUUUUAUGUUAUCAACAUCACUUGUAUAUCUGUAAUAAAUUCAUGUUUCUAAUA